This is a messenger RNA of Huiozyma naganishii CBS 8797, 909 nucleotides long. It is a transcript of the gene SLD5, whose product is annotated as DNA replication protein SLD5. Gene Ontology annotation, biological process: double-strand break repair via break-induced replication; DNA-templated DNA replication. Gene Ontology annotation, cellular component: GINS complex. The coding region runs from base 1 to 909 and encodes 302 amino acids. The transcript has a single exon. Lineage: Eukaryota; Fungi; Ascomycota; Saccharomycetes; Saccharomycetales; Saccharomycetaceae. The record is from RefSeq and is a predicted model, not a curated record.
AUGGACAUUAACAUCGAGGAUAUACUCGCGGAACUGGACAGGGACAGCACGACCGUCGUUGAGCCCUGGUCGACCUCGCAGCAGAUGAGAGGCCCCAGCGACGACGUGUCGACCGUGCUUAACUCGUUACCGCCGACUUCAACAGCAGCAGCAGCGCAGGGGAAGCAACUGGGGGGCUCCCUGUUGGCAAGGGAGGACUACGAGUGUCUUGUGGCCCACUGGCGCAACGAGCGGUGCUCCCCAGAGAUCCUGCCGUACCCGCACGCGCUAAUGAGGAGGAUGUUGCACAGGGUACAGGAGCAAAUGGAGCAAUUGGAGGCCAUCUCGAUGAACUUCAUGGACCCGGACGCCAUGGCAGCCGGGUCUGACGUCUCUGGACCAGCGAACAACAACAGCAUGUUGCCCCUGCUGUGUAUGGAGGCGGAAUUGGAGAGGGUGAGGUUCGUGGUGAGGAGUUACGUGCGGUGUCGCUUCGCUAAAGUCGACCGGUUCUCUACGUACUUGGAGCAGUUGCAUGGGGUGGCCCCACAGCAGUUUGAGGAAUUGUUGUCCCCCGAGGAGAUCGAGUACCAUGCGCGACACUUCGCUAUCCUGCUGGACUUGUUCAACAACACCGUGUUGAAACACAUGCCCGCGGAGCUGCAGGCGAUCAACGACACGGAGGGGAGUGUCAAUAUGGUCGACGAACCGGACUGGAACAGGUUCGUGUUCGUGAGAGUGGUGGGACCGCGCGACGGUAAAUUGGAGUUAGAUCCACAGCUCAUCACUUUACCCAACGGGAAGCAUUGCUACACGGUGACGAUCCCGGAACUGCAAGAGGACGUCGAGUGCACCAUUGGAAGUAUCUACGUAAUGCGGUAUGCAGUCAUCAAGGAUUUGCUAAUGCAGAACAAAGUGGAGUUGAUAUAA